Lasiosphaeria miniovina is the source of this 1191-nucleotide messenger RNA. Its product is annotated as peroxisome membrane protein. The record is from RefSeq and is a predicted model, not a curated record. Lineage: Eukaryota; Fungi; Ascomycota; Sordariomycetes; Sordariales; Lasiosphaeriaceae. Bases 1 to 1191 code for a protein of 396 amino acids. The transcript has 2 exons. Gene Ontology annotation, cellular component: peroxisomal membrane. Gene Ontology annotation, biological process: peroxisome organization.
AUGUCGAAGCCGAGCCCACCCGACGCGGGAAUCCGAAGUGCGCUAUCCCUGCCGCCGCGAUGGCUGCACAUCUACGACGACUUCAUCGCCAAGAACGCCCACCAAGUCUCGCAAAUAGAGUCGGCCCUGCGGUCGCUGACAUACAUCAUUCCCGCAGGCCGCUUCCGUGAUGCCGAAAUCGCUUCCGAGUCAAUUCAUAGUGGCGUCCAGCUGCUCUCCCUCUACCACGAUACCCUCCUCCGGCGCGUGCUCGCGCUUUCGAAGCUGCCCACGGUCCCGGUUGCCCAGAUCCCCUCCCCGCACAGCCGCUACACGCGCUUCUGGACGCUCAAGAGCACUCUCUACCGGCGCGUCGCCUACCUGCUGCAGAUCGUCAACUAUGUCGAGCUGCUGUGCGAGAUGGCGGCCAAGCGCCGCGGCGAGCGCACCCGGUGGCGCGUCGUCAUCCUACUCGAGGCCAUCAAGGCCGUGUGCCGCCUACUGCUGCUGCGCAUAACCAAGUCGCGCCCGCUGGUGUCGCCUAUGCUCCCCGAGCGCGAGCCCGUCCCCGAGGAGCCAUCCGAGGAUGCCCAGGAUGAAGCCGAGUUGCGCGCCGCCCUCGAGGAGGACGACGUGGAUCGGAACGGGCUGCGUGCCUCCAACGGCUCCGCACAUCACAACGAUUGCCGACAGCAGAUACCACAAAAGGGACCCAACGGCGAGUGGGUCAUGCCGCGGACCGGCAUGUCCCUCCCGACCCUCCCCGCGCCGGGCGACAUCAGCGGGUACCUGCUGUCGCGGGUGCUGACGGCCGACGACAUCAAGCCGGCGACCAAUCUGCUCAACCAGCUGCAGGGGUCGGCGCACGUGGCCGAGGUGCUGCACAUCCUGACCCCGGUCAUAUACGCCGUGGCCAUGGCGCGCAGCCGUGACAAGCGCCGUGCGUGGUCGCCGUGGCUGCUAGGGCUGGGCGUCGAACUGGCGGCGCGGCAGCUACGCGACCGCGGCCUACGCACCACUCCGCUAGAGCGCGACGAGUGGAGCCGCCGCGGCUGGGCCAUGGGCUGGUGGGCCAUGCGCGGCGCCUUCUACGAGAACGUCACCAAGGGUGUCGUUGCUGGCGUGCGCCGCCGUAUGCCCAGCCUCGUCGGCGGCAUCCUCGAGGACUACGAGUACCUAUGGGAGAACUACUACUUUAGCACCGGCCCCUGA